AAUUUCUUCCGAUUUUAGUGCACAUAGGCUCAUUUUGUUCGUUUUUCAAUAUUUAGUCAUGUUUCCAAAAAGAUCCCUAAUCAAUUAAUAUUUAGGGGUUGCUCAAUGGCCCCAAAGGUUUUUCAAUAUGCAUCAGCAUUGGGUUACCCGCGAGUCCGCGAUAAAAUUGUAACAACAGAAAAUAAUCUGUCCAUUUGACCAAUCUUUAUGAUAAGGUUACUGACUGUAAAGCACCAUUGCAUUUGCAUUACUUAUUUAUUUAGUGUUUUUAGAAUUUAGAUAUUCUAUGAUGAUGUCAUUGUCAAUGUAGCAAAUGAGAAUUAUUUCAGCAAACUUGUGAAUUUAUACAGAAUUUAUUUAAUACAUUGAUGUAAACUCUCAAUAAAGACUGUUGCUGAAAAUGGCUGCAAAGUCAAACGCUGUACCACUGACACGCACUCGAACUGCUGUUUGGCUGAUUGGUCAACCUGAAAAGGACCUACCGAGUAAUGUCCUUCCGACAACGGGCGAUGUUCUUCGUACAUUUUUCCAUUACCACAAAACAAUAAAACAGACAGUAUCUGCCAGUGCAAAGUCAACCUCAUCUGAUUUGGUAAAAAUUUGGAGCAAGGCACGGAUACCAAUGACCUAUCAACCACAUAUCGUGUCAAAGGUGAAGGUAUGCUUUGAUGAAUACAGUUUGAUCAAGAAGAAUAAAGGAAGAGAAAGUGAAUCACAGCUAGCUAGAGAAAAAGCAUUUAAAGACAAACUGAAUCUACUCUUUGAUAUUGCUCACAAAGAUACAGGUACAUUAAUCAAAAUCGAUGAAGACAAGCUGUUUUUGGAGGAUCAGCGGAAUGCUCGCAUGAUGAAGAUGAGUGGAGAAGAUGUAAGAUUAUCACAACAAGAAGAGCGAGCAGCACAGCGUCGACAGGCUGAAGCUGAAAGGAAACAGCGUGAGGAAGAAAGGAGAGAUGCAAGUGCCAGAAGCAGCCAUCACAAUCAUGGUCUUGAAAGCGACAGUGACGGAGCAGAAGAGGAGGAUAUUGAAGAUGAUGAUUACGAAAUAGAGAUACCAGUAUAUCACAAGAAGCAGCUAUGUGAGGUAGUGGAUGCUGGACAUGAAUGGACUACAGUUAACAAAAGACCACGCAUUUUGGAGAACAUUCUGUCGUCACCAGAUGUUUCAUCAACACUUGAUCGCAUAAAUUUAUCUGACCAGAAGUUUACAAUUUUGGCAGCAGCAAUUGCUAAAGCCAGUGGACAGGACCUACAAAGCACGCCAUUGUCAAGAUCAACAGUACGUCGCAAACGUAUUGAACACCGAUCUUCAACAGAAAAUUGUAUUCGGCAGGAGUUUCUCUCCAGUGAAAAACCGCCUCUGGUGGUCCACUGGGACGGUAAAAUCAUGCGAGACAGCACGAACUUAGAGGAUCCAAAGUCCAAUGUUGACAGAAUUGGUGUUAGUGUGACUGGUGUAGAUUUGGAGAAAAUCUUGGGAAUUGUCAAGCUUCCAGCGGGCACUGGGGUAGCACAAGCCAAGGCAACAUUCCAGUUGGCCAAAAUAUGGGAUGUUGAUAGUGAAAUCGUUGGCAUGUGCUUUGACACCACAGCUUCGAAUACGGGCUCCAAAAAUGGUGCAUGUGUCUUGCUGGAACAACUAAUUGGGAGAAACCUUCUAUACUUAGCUUGUCGACACCACGUGCAUGAAGUGAUUAUUGGUGAAGUGUUCACAGUUUUGCUUGGCCCAAGCCGUGGCCCCAAACAUUGCUCUAUUUGAACGUUU
Molecule: messenger RNA, 1765 nt
Organism: Hydra vulgaris (swiftwater hydra)
Lineage: Eukaryota; Metazoa; Cnidaria; Hydrozoa; Anthoathecata; Hydridae
Source: RefSeq, a predicted model, not a curated record